GAGAGAGGAGGCUGGAUGGUGCAGUGGACAGAGACAAAAAUAGGAAUAACGGGCUGGCCUGGCCGGCUGCGUUGAUCGUCAUCUCGUGUCAAACGGCGUGGCGGCCGUGGCGGAAAAGAAAAGAAAAAAACUCGUCUCCCGGCUGGAAAAAUAUUAAAUUACCGGCCGCCUCGACUGAAUAGGGGAUGGGAUUAGCUAGAACGGGAAAUUAAGAGCACAGUUUUAGUAGUGUUAGUAGCCUAGUUAUCGUACUAUAGUAGAAUAGUAGAGUAAGAAGGGCCAUCGGAUUAGACCGUCUACUACCACCACGGUGUAUCUAAAUGUCUUGGCCUUGGGUCUGGGAAAAAAAGUCAAUUUCCGAGACAAAAUGUUUCUCCCUGUUGUUGUGGGCGAGCGAUUAGGUAGAGAAAAGAAGCGGGAUUUCCGUGUUUUGCGGUAGGCGGGAGAUGUACGAUGAUGUGCGGGCUGUGCUGUGUAUGUGUAUGUGUAUGUACUGUGAGCUGGCAGACUUCAUGGGAUUAGAGUUUGAGAUAUAAUAGGAGAAGUGUCACGGGUUUAGGGAGGAUCUUUUUUUAAGAUGGCAGGCACAAGGGGUGAGGUGAGGCUUCUCCUUUUGGAUAAACACCACACACGGACACGACAGACAGACAACCGUGAAAAAGACGUUAGAAUAACUGUCUAUCGACCAACUAUUUAGUACUGUAGCAUAGAGUGGUGUACAGCGCAUUAGCCUGUCGUUUUUCUACUAGGAACAGCCCAGUACUAACUCACAGGUCCACCCGUAUUUCUGGUGUCGGCCGUCUCAAACUCCUCACUUUCCUAGCCACUGCUAACUAACUCUAGUUACUAGAUGGUCGUUAGUGAGGUCUAGAGUGGUGGUUAGUGGCUCCGCCAUCCAUCGUUUUGUUCGAUUUGUCUAGAGAAAGAGACAUGUUAGAUGGGCUAGAGGGGCUAGAGGGGAGGAGGAGGAACGGAUAGGCGGUGGAGAGACAGUAGAGACACCAGAGACAUGCUCUAGCCGCAGUCACGCCAGCCACCGCGAUUCAUGGGGAGUGGCGUGAGGAGAAUGAGAGGAGAGUACGCGGUAUAGCACGUAUAAUGCACUGUGAGGCGGGCAAGGCGCUCAAUCCGUAUAGCACACGCGGCUGUACAUUAUAGUAGUGAGGUAGAAGAAGAAGGCUUAGCAGAUACUGCAUUGCAUACUGUAGACUACAGGCUGUUAGCUAUAGACUGCAGACGACUUGUAGGCAUACAGCUAGCAUAGCCUCUCUUUUGCCAUUGACAACGACUAAUAAUACGAUUAAACCUCAAUCUUCAAUCUUCAAUCUCCAAUCUCGGAAACAUCUAAUUAACUAUACUAUAACUAUAAUUGCUAUAUUAUACUUUACCAUAUUACCCUACACGGACCAUCCCUUUCCCUCGCUUUUUCUUCUUGCCUUCCCUCUUUCUCCUACGCCUCUCCUACGCCAAGGUACAACCACAUCGCACCACAGCUCUAUACGAUUUCCAUGUACCACCCCGGACUCGGCUACCCACGUCCUCUCCCUCCUCCUCCACCACCCCCCAACCACCAACCACAAUCCUCCAACCACCAACUUACGCUACUAACAACGGACGUUCCCUGACCGACAACCACUCACCCCCAAAGACUCCCGAUUCACCACUACCACUACCACCACCCAACGUCCCAUCCGUGAAAGAAGAAUCACCACCUCGACACAGCGACACAAACAACACACCUCACCCCCUCCGACCCGCGAACGACAAGGACUCCCAUCCGGAGUCGGCUGGAAAACCCAUCAAUGGCGUCAAGCAGCAGCAAUGUCGUCGGUGUGCACUAUCGCGUCGGGAAGAAGAUUGGAGAGGGCUCCUUUGGUGUCAUAUUCGAAGGCACCAACCUGUUGAACAACCAGCAGGUCGCCAUCAAAUUCGAACCACGCAAGAGCGAUGCUCCUCAGCUGCGUGACGAGUACCGGACGUACAAGAUCUUGGUUGGAUGCCCGGGCAUUCCGAAUGUCUACUACUUCGGCCAGGAGGGCCUCCACAACAUCCUCGUUAUCGACCUGUUAGGCCCCUCCCUCGAGGACCUCUUCGACCACUGCAAUAGACGCUUCUCGAUCAAGACUGUGGUUAUGGUGGCAAAGCAGAUGCUGUCGAGAGUCCAAACGAUCCACGAGAAGAACUUAAUCUACAGAGACAUCAAGCCAGACAACUUCCUGAUUGGCAGGUCAGGCUCCAAGGCGGCCAAUGUCAUCCACGUUGUCGACUUCGGCAUGGCCAAGCAAUACCGCGACCCGAAGACGAAGCAGCACAUCCCAUACCGUGAGCGGAAAUCUCUGUCUGGAACCGCACGUUACAUGUCUAUCAACACACAUUUGGGACGCGAGCAAUCACGCCGUGACGACCUGGAGGCCCUCGGACAUGUGUUCAUGUACUUCCUCCGCGGCGGACUACCAUGGCAAGGUCUGAAGGCUGCCACCAACAAGCAAAAGUACGAGAAGAUCGGUGAGAAGAAGCAGACCACGCCCAUCCCCGAGCUCUGCAACGGCUUCCCGGAGGAGCUCAACAAGUACCUCAGCUACGUGCGCAACCUCGGCUUCGAGGACACCCCCGACUACGACUACCUGCGCGACCUCUUCACGCAAGCCCUCAAGGGUUCCGGCGAGAUCGAAGACGGCGAGUACGACUGGAUGAAGCUCAACAACGGCAAGGGCUGGGAGGCAACCAAACAGCACCAGUCCCAGCAUUUAAUGCACCAAGCCAACGUCGCGCAGGGCGCCUCGAACCGCGAGCUCCACGGCACGACGCGCGCGACGGGCUCGACACCGGGCCACCUCACCGCCGCCCGUUUAAACGCCGCGCAGCCCCCGCCCCCCUCGCCCGCCAAGGCCGGGCUGGGGAAGAUGCGCGACCAGCCAAGCGGGCCAGGCAGGCUGGCGCCGAAGCGCGCGAGCGGCGCGGCGGGGCACGGGGGCGAGCUGACGCCGGCGGGGUCGACGCAGGCCCAGUUCCAGAACUCGAGCAAUAACCUCCCGCAGAGGAUGGUGCAGCAGCCGAAUAUGGUUGCGCAGCAGAUGGGGAAUGGAAGGGUGGAGGAGGAGGCGCAGCCGCAGGGGUUCCAGAAGUUUUUGAAGACGAUAUGUUGCAGAUGAUCGACCCUAUGACUCUAGAGAACCCAGAAAAAUCGCAAUGAAAUGUAUAAUGCCGCCCUCACCACCCAUCACCUCUCCCUCCCAUCCAGCAGAUCCAGUCUGAUCCAGUCCCAAAACGCAACUCCGCCGGACCAGGGGAAAGAAACAAGGCCACACCACACACACACACAACAAACAAAACUUUCAUAUAUCUCUCCACUUGUGUCGCUUCUGCAUGGUCUGGGCGGCGCGGGCGACUCUUAUCUCGGCAUUAUAUGGACGCGUUCGGGGCAUGGGAUGGAGCGUGCGUGUACAUGACGGAUCCCUUUUCUCGCUCUCUCUCACACUUGUUUCUCUCUCCAAAAGUGCCGAUUCGCCUCGCCCUCGCACAGACACAGGCUCUACGCUUUUCCAACUCUCGCCAAUCUCGCUCCAUCAUCGUCGUCGAUAUUCAGCACCCAGGGGUCCUUUUACGCACCCGCGGCGACAGAUUGGCUUACAAAUCCGCCAAUAUCGGGAGGGGGACAGGAACGCGAAAAGGGGCGACUUAAUAUAUCUAUCUCAAUCUCUCUAUUUCCUUUCCCCCCUUCGAGCAAAAAACUUUUGUCUGUCAGAAGCGCGCCGGGUGUUGCUUGCGGACGUACACAUACAAUCUCUCUCUCUCUCUCUCUCUCUCUUUUUAAACUCGCGUCAUGUCAGAGCGCGGGUGUCAGGUGUCGUGGGGUUUAUAGCGGGUGUUUUUCUUGUCUGUUUUGUUUUCCUUUGUUAUUUUCGUUGAGGAGGGUUAAUGUGUGGAGGCGGGAAGGGAAGAUGGAGAGAAGGGUGUGGGGAGGGGAGGUAGAUGGCUGGUACAUGGAUUGGAGGGUGG
Pseudogymnoascus verrucosus is the source of this 3999-nucleotide messenger RNA. It is a transcript of the gene YCK1, whose product is annotated as casein kinase I. The coding region runs from base 1803 to 3152 and encodes 449 amino acids. Gene Ontology annotation, cellular component: nucleus; cytoplasm. Lineage: Eukaryota; Fungi; Ascomycota; Leotiomycetes; Thelebolales; Thelebolaceae. The record is from RefSeq and is a predicted model, not a curated record. Gene Ontology annotation, molecular function: protein serine/threonine kinase activity; ATP binding. Gene Ontology annotation, biological process: signal transduction; endocytosis; peptidyl-serine phosphorylation. The transcript is spliced from 5 exons.